UCUCACUUUGUCCUGUUAUUUGGUUUGUUAGUGCAGACUGAUAAAUUGGAUUUUAAGUUGAGCAGAACUCUGCAGACGGGAGAAACGCAAGGAGGCUGCCACAAGUUCGAAAUUUCUAGAAGAGUAACUUCAACGUCGAAGAAACCAGGUGACUCCUUUCAAUUUCAUGGCGAUCCUCGUAUAUUGUGUUACUUCCAAAGCCUUGGCGCCGCACACUCCAGAGGUUUUUCGGCAACAACGGAGCACUGGUAUAUCUGCAUCAGCUCGUCCCCGGCGAAUCCCUAUCGGCUUAACCACGAAGUCUUGGGGCAUCAACUCGCCGAUAAGAAGAGCAACACAAAUCCCAGCGGUCGGUGGAGACCCCGGAGAACUGCUACGAGCCUAUCUCCCAAUACCCGACUUUUCUUCAUGGGUCACGUGGCUUGUUGGUGCCUUCUUUCUUGCAGCACCUGCUUACUGGCGAUUCAGAGCACUGGAAGAUAAGGCGGAGCAAACAGCAGAGGCAACAAUCGAGAUGGUCGAGAAGGUUGCGGAGGCGGCGGAGAGAAUCGCCGACGACGUCUCUGAAGCGUUUCCCGGUAAUGAAAGACUCAAGAAGGCAGCAUCCAGUGUCAAAGCCGUGGCAGAUGAGAUCGAGAAGGAUGUGGACAAAGCCGAGGACAUACUCCAUAAGAUAGAUGAGAUAGAGGAAGAGGUGGAUUCCGUAGUGGAGUCUUUUACGAAGAAAGGAUCGGGAAAGAAUAAGUAGCGGAUGUAUAUGUACACUCUAAAGAGAUGUGUUUGUAACUCAUCCACUAUAUCGGAGAAGGCUAGAUGAAAUUACUUUGAACUGUAUUGGCACAUGGGAGUUUUAGUGAACCAGUUCGAUACUACCAUCACAAACCGAAUAGCCCACACAUUUCCAGAUUCAAAUUUGAUAUUCG
Molecule: messenger RNA, 923 nt
Organism: Triticum aestivum (bread wheat)
Lineage: Eukaryota; Viridiplantae; Streptophyta; Magnoliopsida; Poales; Poaceae
Exons: 5
Coding region: 167-748 (193 amino acids)
Source: RefSeq, a predicted model, not a curated record